AUGCGCUGGGGGGGCCUGAUCCUGCUCUGCCUGCUCCGCGCGGCGCUGGGCGCAGGACGCCCCCCUGGGAGCCCAGCGAUGGGUGAAGGCCCAGGGACCGAAGGGACCCGCAUCAGCCAGGACCUGGUGGGGGGCAGCUUGGCCAUCGACACGCUGCCGGCCAACGAGACACGGAUCGUGGAGGACAACCACAGCUACUACGUGUCACGGGUCUAUGGGCCAGGGGACGCGCGUCUGAGGGCGCUGUGGGUUGACCUGGCCGCAGCCAACAGGAGCCAAGUGAAGAUCCAUGGGAUCCUCUCCAACAUGCACCGACAGGCCUCGAGAAUCGUCCUCUCCUUUGACUUCCCCUUCUAUGGCCAUCUCCUGCGGCAGGUCACGAUAGCGACGGGUGGCUUCAUCUUCAUGGGGGACGUCAUCCACCGGAUGCUCACGGCCACGCAGUACGUGGCUCCCCUCAUGGCCAACUUCAACCCCAGCUACUCCCGCAACUCCACCGUCCAGUACAUGGACAACGGGACGGCGUUUGUGGUGCAGUGGGACAAGGUCUAUCUUCAGGGGAAGGAGGACAUGGGCAGCUUCACCUUCCAGGCAGCGCUGCACAGCACCGGGAGGAUCGUCUUUGGGUACAAGGAGAUCCCCGUGCCAGUCCUGCAGAUCAGUGCCACCCAGCACCCUGUGAAAGCCGGCCUCUCCGACGCCUUCAUGGUCCUCAACCCAUCUCCUGAUGUGCCUGAGUCCCGCCGUCGGACCAUCUACGAGUACCAUCGCGUGGAGCUGGACACCAGCAAGAUCACCAACAUGUCAGCUGUGGAGUUCGCCCCCCUGCCCACUUGUCUCCAGCAUCAGAGCUGUGAAAUGUGUGUGAGCUCGGAGCUGACCUUCAACUGCAGCUGGUGCCACGUCCUGCAGAGAUGUUCCAGUGGCUUUGACCGAUACCGUGAGGAAUGGUUGUCCUAUGGCUGCGGCCAGAAGUCUGAUGAGAAGACCUGUGAGGAUUUAGCAGCCGGUGAGCACUAUUCAGCACCUCCUGAGAGCUCUUCCUCACCGCUGGAGGAGGACUUCACCACCUCUACGUCCUCGCUCUUCAUUGACAGCCUCACUACAGAAGAUGACACGAAGCUCACUCAGUACGCAGGCAGUGAAGGGAUGGGAAGCAGCCUUCCUUCCACGAAAGCAGGCGCCCCGAUUCACACCGGCAUGAUCGUGGGGAUCGUCCUGGCCGUGCUGCUCAUCGCAGUCAUCAUCCUGGCUGGAAUUUAUAUCAACAGCCACCCCACUUCCACUGCUGCCCUAUUCUUCAUUGAGCGAAGGCCACAUCACUGGCCUGCCAUGAAGUUCCGAAAUCACACCAACCAUGCAACGUACUCCGAGGUGGAACCAGCCAGCCAGGAGAAGGAGGGCUUUGUGGAAGCAGAACAGUGCUGAGCGCUUCUCCCCCUGCGCCUCAAACCUCCCAUGUCUCAAGUGUUGGAGUCUUCUGUAAUUCUAUUGCAAAGUCUUUCCCCUCUUGGAAAAGAAAGAGCGAGUAGAGGCUAAAAGACCCAAUGAAGCAUUUGAAGAGUGAGUCGGGGUGAUGUGGGGCUGGAUUUGCCUGGAUUCCUCAUGGGAUAGCAAGAGCCUGCAGUGGUGGCAGUCGAUUGUGGCAUUGGACUGGCUGUAGCCUGGCACUGAAGGCCUGGAUACAGUGGUAGAAAGAAGCGCAGUCAGCUCUUCAGCUCAGAGAGGGGUUUAUGGUUUGUGGUUGUGUUUUUCCCCACUGUGUUGGCUGACCUCCUCCCUCCUCCACCGGGAGCCUUUCAGGAGCAGCAAAGCGGGGACAAAUCUUGUUAUGGGCAAAAUAUGGGGUUGCCUCAAGCAGAAAGCUCUUGGAGACAGGAAAAUCGAUGCUUUUUGCUGCACACUGGCACUGCCUGCACUCAGGAAAGCUGGGCUGGUUUGCUCCUUUCCAUGGAGAGGCUGGGGAGGUGCUGGUGGUGGCCCAGGAGAGGUAAAGCUGGCUCCCAGGGCUCACCAACCCUCUCCCAUCCCCUCUCUCCCACUUCCAAUCCUUUCUCUUCUCUUCCCUUCUAUCUGUGGCAGGCAACAUUUAGCUUUGUCUCUGCAGCUGAGAAGCCUGCAGUUGGUCUUCAACUCCCUGCCCUCCUCUCCUUUCAAAGCAACAGCUUCUACCCCUUGCCAGGGGGAAAGGGAAACCUGCUCUAUCUUAAUGGCAAAACCCUGCAGAGGAUUCUCCUUCAGGAUGUUUGUGAGCAGGUGGCUUUGAAGCACUUUUUGGCAUCUCAUUAGUUUGCUAAAUCACUAAUGAUAACCCUUGCCCAAAAGGAGACAGUGUGAAUAAGAAGCUUGGAUUCCUUCAAAACACAUCCUGGUGGUGUGGCCACUAAUCCAGCAGGAACAGAGUGGGAUUUGGUGGAGGAGGAUGGGGACAGCGUGCUUGUGAAACAGUGUCCUCCCACAGGCUCAAGCCUGAAGUAAAUCCGAACUCCUCCGUGGGCAUGUCACAUAAAUAAGGAGUGAAGGCACACGAUGGUGGCUUCACACCAUCCAAUAUCAUGGGUUUAGAGCCUUCUGAAGUCAGUGGAUUGUUUCUACUGCUUUAUUUUGCCUGUGAUAGGUCCCUGGUCUGGAUUUGUGCAUAUAAUAAUGAUUCCAGCCUCUGACCCUAGCGAAGGGCUUUGACAUGAGACCAUUCAGGCUUUUCUACUCCUUCUGUGCCAUCAGAAUGCCACACUAAUGCAGAAAUACUCUCCCCUACUUCCACAGGCAGAGCUUGGGCUCUAAACUGAGGAAAGCUCCUGUUAAAAUGAGGGAGACCAAAGCCCAGUGGAAGGCAAAAAUUCCACCCCCCCCCCAAAAAAAAAAGGUGUAUGGGGCUUUUUUCCCCUUUUUUAAUUAAUUUUCUCUUGAUCCUCAGUUAUUUAUUCUGAUAAUCAUGGGUUUGGUGCAUAUUUUACCCCCUGCCUGGUUCAGCUGCCAUUGAUGGUGGGUGCUGCCAAAGGCAGGGGCUGUCUAAUCCAUGUUUUCCUUCUCAUCUGCUGAGUCCUAUAGCCAUUAAAGAUAAGCAUGGCUGCUUUGUGGCAUUUCCACCCAGGUUCUACUUUCUCCUACAUAGCCACUAGGGAGACUUUUGCUGCAUCUUAUGGCGUAAAGGCACCAAAAUGCUCAAACUGGUUAAGUCAGAGUCGUGCUGAGUUGUUCCAGCCCAGACAGUCCCUCUUUAGACAUAGUUUGAAGAUAAACUUUAUGCCCAAAUAAAGCUUUCAGCUGGAAGGUUGCUUUUUCCCCUGUAUCCUUGAAGUAGAAAGAAUUCAGACGGAUGCUCUCAUGUAGUUUAUGCCCAGGAUCCGAUCUCCUUUGAAAUGGUUAUGAGCUCAUUAGGAAUUUUCUCUGGAUUUAACUCUCUUCAAACAAUGGCCUUGGUUUGACUGUUUUUCUCACCACGCAUACAUAGUAACAGGAAGAUUUUGGGUACCCGUCCUCAUCUACAACCCCUGGAAAUGCUGGGCAACAUCCAAGAGUUCUGAAAUGCUGUGAAUUUAAAAGAGAACAGACUUUAAAUAGUGUAUAAAGCUGUAUAAAACACUCUGGCAUUACUGCAGCCAAGGUCUUAGGAUUCAGAAGAGGAUCAGGUGCUCAGGUGGAGAAUAACAACAUCCAAGUGCCUCACACAGCAGCGGCUGAGAUAUGGAAAACAACUACACUGAGGGGAGAGGCCAAGUUCUGAGUGCCUGGAGGAAAAAAGGCUUUUUAAAAUUAUUCUUUUUCCUCUAAGGAAAGAAAGAAACCAAACCAGGCUGUUCUGUAGGCAUGCACCAGAUGUUUGCUCUAUCUUCCACGAAGGAAUAUGGUUUGAGGUAUUGUCAGGUAGAGCAUUAACAGCUCUAAUUCAUCAUCUCUAAGAUCCUGGGUCUUAGAUGGAGACGUUUCUGCCCGUAGUCAUGCUCUGAGCUGAAGGUUUGGAUCCAACCAGCAUCUCCCAGUGCCCAGCCUGGAGAAGCGAGGCACUUAUAUGCUGUGUCUCAAGGAGGAUAAAAUACUCUGUCCUACCUUUUGAUGUGAGGUCUAGCUCUGGGCACUUGAAGUUCACAUCUGGAAGAGUGGAAGAGAAGAGGUUGUCUAUUAAAUUCAGGAAAACCCAAUGGUAAUGUUGCCAGUGCCUAGAAGAAAGAGAAAAAUGCCUUUACCAUCAAGAAGUGCUGCUCUAAUGUUGAAGAGAAGAGGCUGGGUGCAAGUACAACGCUGGCUGCACCAAGGCAAAGGCAUCAGGAUCAAUAUCCCUGUCGUGUCUGUCAAACUCUGACUUCGAGAUGCUGGUUAAUCUUGCUAGUCUGGAGUGCUGGAGCAAGCACAUGAUGAUGGGGACUAUGACAUUAAAAGAGUUGGAUUUUGCUUUGAAUCCUAUGGCUUCUCUAGCCACAUUCUGGGCUUUCCCUCUGGAUUGGGAGGAACCCAGGGUUUGGGCUUGCUUCAGUCUGCAUAACACGUGUGUGUAUAUUGAGCUGUGUAAGUCAGAGCUCUAACAUGGGCUGUUGGCUGUGCCCAGCCCGGCGCUCAGCUGGUUAAAGAAGAUGCAAACCACAACCAAGUGCUGUGGCUCCUUGUUUGUCCUUCCAAGCACCGUGCCCCGGCAGGUUGUGGCAUCUGCUGAGAGGGUCAUUGGGGCAGAAGGCAGCUGCCUGUCAGCAGGCAGAAAAUGCCAUCAAGAAGCUGCUCCUUGGCCAUUCAGCAAGUGGGAAAACACAGCACAGGGUUUAUCAGAGACCAAUGCGAGGUGGGGUCUGCUCCUAUGGAAGUUGGAGGCUAAACCCCCCCAUUUGUGACAUCAGUGGGAGCAGGACCCUGAUCAAAACAUCUUCUCUUAAUAACUAAAGGCCUAUUUUCCACAUACUUGAAUUUACAGCACAGCUGGACUAUUUCGAGGGACUAAAGGCACUUUAACUGUCUUUUAAUGCAAUGUAUUUACUAUGGAGUAGCUGCAUGGAAUACAGUCUUAAUAUUAAAAAAGAAAAAUCCUC
This is a messenger RNA of Strigops habroptila (Kakapo), 5018 nucleotides long. It is a transcript of the gene PLXDC1, whose product is annotated as plexin domain containing 1. Lineage: Eukaryota; Metazoa; Chordata; Aves; Psittaciformes; Psittacidae. Bases 1 to 1428 code for a protein of 475 amino acids. The transcript has 14 exons. The record is from RefSeq and is a predicted model, not a curated record.